AUGGCGGGUCUGUUUUUGAGACAGUUUUGGGCCUUGUUUUGGAAGAACUGGAUUGUAAUGUCCAAACACCCUUGGCUGAACACGCUGCGAUGUUUUAUCAUGCCUGUGGCCUAUGGCAUCUUCCUCGCUGUUGCCCAACUCUUCCUCAACAAACCUAACAACUUUGGUCUGGGAACCGCGAUAGCGGUGCCGCGUCUCGCGGAUGUCUACGACGGAAAGCUGGCGCUCCUGUGGGCAGACGGCACCAACGGAACCGGCUCGCCCUCCGCGCAGGAAAUCAUCAACACCGUUACCCGUGGUUUCUCGUCGCGCCAGCUCGCAGGCGUUCGCAAGCUCGACGCAGUCGACGACAUCCCGUCCGCUUGCCCGCAGAACUUCAACCUCUUCUCUGAGUGCUUCGCCGCGGUCGCGUUCAACGAGUUACCAGCCGCCUCGGACACCGUCGGUUCGAUCAAUUAUACGCUCAGAGCGGACGCAGGUUUGUUCCACAUCGAUGUCACCAAACACAACAGCGACUACGAGCAGCGGUUGCUCCCUCUCCAGUGGGCCGUAGACAGUGCCAUCAUCGAACUGAGAACGGGGACGACGUCACCGACGCCUCGAGAAUGGCCAUUCACCCAAGAGACGAACGAUGAGCAGUUCACGGAGAUCAGGUUGAGCUACAUUCGAGGCUUGCGGACGCUGCUCGUUUUGGCCCUGUUCAUCUGCUAUGUUGGGAUCUCUUAUCAGCUCCCCGGCUCGUUCAGCGGAGAGCGCGCGAACCUGCUCACAGCUCAUCUAAAAGUGAUGGGUCUCCUCGAUUCGGCGCGCAUCAUUUCGUGGCACAUCAGCAUCUCUUUGGCAUACCUUCCUGCCUGGGUCAUCGUCUCGAUUAUCUGGCACUUCCGCAUUUUCACCGCGACUAAUAUCGGGAUCAUCAUCGUAGUCCAUCUCCUUCUGGGCUUCACCCUCGCUAGUUGGUCAUUCUUUGUCGCCACACCAUUUGGCAAGUCGCCGCAGCUCGCCGCGGUCGCAUCCACCUUUCUCUCCAUCGUCUUCGCCAUCCUUGCUCUCGUCUUCUCGCGCGCGAGCACUGGCGCGGCAUUCGUCUUCACCUUGAUCUUCCCUCCUGGGUUCUACAUAUUCGCCAUCCGCGCGAUAUGCGGGUGGGAAGUGCACCGGCUCGCGACCGACGCGCUUCAGCCAGAUCCGGACAGCGGCCUCCGACUCCUGCCUCUAAUCAUCGCCGCUAUUAUCGACGUCUUCCUCUGGCCAUGGCUCGCCACGCUGUGGGAAAGUCGUUUGUAUGAUGCCCGGAACCCGUCGACACGCUCAUGGUGGUCGUGUUUCGGUCGUCGUGCCCGGCGUGCGGAGGAUGGCAUGCCGCAGAUGGCGCCCGACAUGGCCAUAUCCGUCCGGAAUCUCGGUAAGGAUUUUAAGUCGUCGUUUUUCAAGAGCGGCAAGGGCGUCGUCACUGCUGUAUCCGAUCUGAGCAUCGACGUACCCAAGUUCGGCAUCUAUGUUCUUUUGGGCUCGAACGGGGCGGGAAAAUCAACGACGAUGUCGAUCCUCGCGGGGCUUCUGGGACGCACGCGCGGUACGGUCACUUUCGAAGGCGGCAUUGAGAAACCGCCCCGAGGCACCAUCGGCAUCGUCCCGCAGAAGAACGUGCUCUUCCCAGAGCUCACUUGCUUCCAGACGUUGCGGGUCUGGAAGGCGGUCAAGCGCGCGGACGGACGGUCGGACGACGACAUCGAGCAGCUUCUCCGGGACUGCGACCUUGGCAAGAAGAUCCACUACAACGCGAAUGCGCUGAGCGGCGGACAAAAGCGGAAACUGCAGCUUGCCAUUGGGCUGAUUGGCGGAUCCAAGAUUGUCUUGGUCGACGAAUGUACAUCUGGGGUCGACCCACUGUCUCGACGAGCGCUUUGGCGCACGCUCAGCUCGUUCCGCAAUGAGCGUACCGUCGUCUUCACAACCCACUUUCUGGAUGAAGCCGAUCUCUUGGCGGAUCACAUCGCCGUCCUCAAGGCCCCGGGUACUCUCGUCGCUAGUGGGACUCCGGUAACCCUCAAGUCUAACCUCGGCGAGGGUUACAUUGUGACUACUACUUUUGCGGAAGACAACGAGAAGUCGGCCGGCGGCGAUCACGCGAACCAGCUGCUCGACAGGAUACGCGCGCUGGCACCCCUCACAUACACGACAUCGUCGUCUCCCCAUGAAAUCUCCUAUCAUCUCAAGCUAAAGGAAGCGUCCGAGGUCCAGCAAGUCUUGGAGCUGGUGGAGGCCAGCCGCGAUGCCUACGGGGUAGCAAACUAUUCAGUCAAUGGAACGUCAAUCGAGGACAUAUUCCUGGGUCUCAUGCACGAUGAGCGGCCCUCUAUCGAAGAGAAGAACGAAGAUGCCCACUCAUCAACGACGCCUUCCCUCGUGCACAAUAGUAACGCUACGGCGGUCGCCCCCCUGGAGCUCACGAACGGCCGACGUCGGUCCCCGCUCAGCCAAGCGUUCACCAUAUUCCACAAGCGCGUCCUGAUUGCGAAGCGCAGCUGGCUUACACCGACUCUUUCCGUGCUCAUCGCCGUCGCCGGCGCGUGCAUCCCGACCUUCUUCCUGAACGGACAAAGCGCCCCGUCGUGCGUCAUGCGCUUCCGCAACGUCCCGCAAGUUCCUCUUUACCUCCCGUUGUCGCCACUCGGCUUCUUGGGGGAGAUCUCCACUGGCGGGCGCAUCCUGGAGUCCCCGCCGGGGAUCGUGUCAACGCUCGGGAAUAGCACGUCUAUGCUGCUCCUAGACCCCAUCUCAGACAACGCGACAUUCGUCAACACCAUCGAUCAGACGUUCAUCGACGAGCCCUUCGGCGGUGUCUCGGUCGACACCCAGUCCGGCAACGCGCUGCUUGCCUGGGAAGCGACCCCGCCUGGGCUCACCGGUCUCGUCAUGCUCAACCUCGUCUCGAACAUCCUGUACAACAGCGCGCAGAACAACGCCUCCGGCCCUGUCAUCCAGGCGAACCUGCAAAAUCUACCUAUGAUCGCCGCUGGGACGCUUGUCGCACUCAAGUGGGUGGCCUUCUUCGGCGCGGCAAUGGCCGUCUACCCUGCCUUCUUCUCGCUCUAUGUCGCGAAAGAGCGCCGCGCGGCCGUGCAAGCGAUGCAGCUCUCGAACGGUCUAGCGGACCCAGUUGGAAUGUGGUUGGGUCAUUUGCUCUUCGACUCGAUCUUCGCGGUCCUCGCGGCGUCCAUCAUCAUCAUCAUCUUCGCGACCACGGGGGAGCACUUUGUCGGGCUCGGGCUCUUUUGGGUGGUGCUGGUACUCUAUGGCAUCGUGGGCGCGUUGUUUUCGUACUGCGUGUCGCUGAUCGUCGCAUCACCUCUGGCGGCAUUUGCGCUCGCCGCCGGGUAUCAGGUCGUCAUGUUCGUGCUUUACCUGGCCGCAUACUUACUGGUCCUCACUUAUGCCAAGACGUCGGAGGCUGGCAAAGACCUCAUGCUCAUCCAUUACACCAUGUCGCUUUUAGCUCCAGUGGCGAGCCCCUUGCGCGCUUCCUUCGUUUCCGUCAACUUGUUCUCCCUGCUCUGUGACGGCUCCGAAGUCGUCGACACAGCUGCUCUCGGAUCGAUCCAGCGCUACGGCGGACCCAUCGCAUACCUCUUUGUGUACGGUUUUAUCCUCUUCGGCAUCCUCGUCUGGGUCGAUUCAGGCUCCGUCAUUGUGCGCAAGUUCUCGCAGUUCCGGAAGAACAGUUUCGGUACCCGUGCAAAAGAAGCGCCUGUGGCCGGGCAAGACGUCAAGGACGAAGCAGCUCAGGUGUCAGGGUCGACCGAUGCCCUCCGCGUGAUGAACGUCGUCAAAGCGUUCGACACCUCGGACAACCGUGUGGUGGACGAUGUGAGCUUCGGCGUGUCGAAGGACACCAUCUUCGCGCUCCUCGGUCCGAACGGCGCAGGCAAGACGACAACGUUCAACGUUAUCCGUGGCGACGUCAUCCCCGACGAAGGCGACGUGCUCAUCAACGGCAUGUCGAUCGUCCACCAUCCGCGCUCGGCCCGGCUCUCCCUCGGUGUCUGCCCGCAGUUCACCGCGAUCGACUCGCAGCUGACGGUGCGCGAGCACCUGCUCAUCUACGGGCGGCUCAAGGGCCUCACGCGCGGCGCGGAGCUGCAGACGAACGUCGACCGGCUGAUGCGCGCGACGGCGCUGCACAUGUACGCGGACCGGCUCGCGAGCGCGCUCUCGGGCGGGAACCAGCGCAAGCUGUCGCUCGCGAUCGCGCUCAUCGGGAACCCGUCCGUCGUGCUCAUCGACGAGUUCUCGACCGGGAUCGACGCGAAGAUGAAGCGGGACAUGUGGGGCACACUCCGGAACGUCGCGGUCGGGAAGGCGAUCGUGAUCACAACUCACUCUAUGGAAGAAGCGUCGGCGCUGGCCAACAAGGUCGGCAUCCUUGCCAAAAAGAUGUUGGCGGUUGGGACGACGGACGCGCUCGUCGAGCGCUACGCUACGUACGAGGUCCACUUCACGUGCAGGACGCGGGACGAGGUCGCGCGCGCGCAGGAGCUGAUGGCCCAGGUACCCGGGGCGCGCAUGGCGGACGACGUCGCUACGCGGUUCGCGGUGCCCAUCGUCCGGGGCGGCGACGGGCUCUCGCUCGCGCAGCUCUUCGCGGUGCUCGCGCGUGGGGACCUCGCGGAGUACGCGGUCGAGCGCGCGGGGCUCGAGAGCGUGUUCUUGAAGGUGAUCCGGGAGAACAACGUCGCAGAGGAGGACAGAGACGGCGGGCGGCGGCGGUGGUUGCGGAUGUGCUGA
Epithele typhae is the source of this 4788-nucleotide messenger RNA. Its product is annotated as P-loop containing nucleoside triphosphate hydrolase protein. Gene Ontology annotation, biological process: lipid transport; transmembrane transport. The transcript is spliced from 17 exons. Gene Ontology annotation, molecular function: ATP hydrolysis activity; ATP binding; lipid carrier activity. Gene Ontology annotation, cellular component: intracellular membrane-bounded organelle; membrane. The record is from RefSeq and is a predicted model, not a curated record. The coding region runs from base 1 to 4788 and encodes 1595 amino acids. NCBI's taxonomy places the organism in Eukaryota, Fungi, Basidiomycota, Agaricomycetes, Polyporales, Epitheliaceae.